Molecule: messenger RNA, 1800 nt
Organism: Malania oleifera
Lineage: Eukaryota; Viridiplantae; Streptophyta; Magnoliopsida; Santalales; Ximeniaceae
Product: receptor like protein 29
Exons: 1
Coding region: 75-1544 (489 amino acids)
Cellular component (GO): plasma membrane
Molecular function (GO): protein binding
Source: RefSeq, a predicted model, not a curated record
AUCACGUCAUCUACAUUACUCUCUGAAUGCUCUCUGUCUCUCUCUCUCUCUCUCUCUCUCGCGUGGUUGAAUGAAUGAAUCGUCUUCAAACAUCAGUCCCAACUUUCAAACGACUGCUGCAACUGAACAGCCCUGCAUACCUCCUCACAAUGCGCUGUUCCUUCUCCAUCUCUCUUCCCCUGUUUCUGCUCCUCAUCUCACUUCCCUCUGUUUCUCCUGUCUCCCCCAAUAAGCAUGCGAAGAAGCUGCCACCCAACGAAAAUUUCCAACCAAAUAACAUAGAUCCGUCCGAAGCACAAAUUCUGUUCAAGAUCAUGGAAACCAUGUCCUCUGACCGCACCUGGAGAAUCUCCUACCCAAACCCAUGUAAGCCUGGCUCUUCCUGGCCUGGGAUAGAGUGCAAACCGGGAAAAGAUCAACUUCUUCAUGUCUCUAGGCUUGAUUUUGGCACUCCACCGAACCCAACAUGCAAGAAAACGGCUGCAUUUCCCCUGCAAAUCUUUGAGCUCCCCUGUCUUGAAUCUGUGUUCUUCUUUAAUUGUUUCACUCAUGCCAAAACCACUCUCUCUGUUUCUCCCGGCAGGCUCUACAAUUCUCCACUGCAGCAGCUCAGUCUCCGAUCAAACCCGGCUCUUGUUGGCCCAAUACCACCUCAAAUCUCUCUCCUAAAGUCCCUAAAAAUCCUCACAUUGUCACAGAAUCGCCUCACCGGACGGAUUCCGGUUGAAAUUUUCAGCUUGAGCUCGCUUGAACACCUUGAUUUGAGCUACAAUUUUCUCACAGGCACCAUUCCAACCCAAUUGGGCAAUCUCAGAAGCCUCCUGGGCCUGGAUUUGAGCUAUAAUUCGCUUACUGGUUUGAUCCCAAGCUCAAUUGGCCAACUGGGUUUGCUUCAAAAGCUCGAUUUGACCUCGAAUUCACUUACGGGGUUGAUCCCCAAUAGCAUUCAAGAGCUUAAUUCACUGGUUUUCAUGGCUAUGAGCAGCAACAAAUUGCGAGGCAAUUUCCCCAAGGGGUUGACGAAGUUGCAGAAUUUGCAAUACUUCAUCAUGGACGAUAAUCCGAUGUUCAUACCCUUACCUUUGGAAUUCUGUAAGCUACUCAAGCUGCAAGAGCUGAGGCUUGCAAAUUCUGGGUAUACUGGGACUAUUCCACCAAGCUUUUCCCAACUGCUAAAUUUGAGCACUUUAUCGCUGCAAAACAACCAAUUAACGGGCGAAAUUCCGGCAGGUUUUGGCAUUCUCUCUCACAUAUAUCACCUAAAUCUCAGCAGGAACAUGUUGGGUGGUGUUGUGCCUUUCAAUUCUAGUUUCUUGAAGAGGUUGGGGAGGAACCUGGAUCUCAGUGGCAAUCCGGGUCUGUGCUUGAGCCCAUCCCAAGCAUACAUUGUCAAGAUUGGAGUUGAUGUCUGUGGAAGCAACAGGACUGGGUCAAUGAUGCAGCCAUUGAAGAAGUCUGAGGCUCCUCCCGGGUUCGGCAGAUCACUCUCUCUGUUUGGUGCUUUUGGUAUUUUGGGACUACAUGAAAUGUUGCUUUCAGUGUGAUGAUGAAUUAGAUCAUUAAUUGUUGUCUUUACGUUCCCCUUUUUACAUAUUCUCUUUGAUUCUUUAGCUAGUGUAGUUAAAAUUAGUAUUAUUAUAUAGUGAUUAAGAGGAGUUGGAGGGUUUGCUGGGAGUGGGGUUGGGGUUGUUCUGUUCUGGUGUGCAUUUGCAGACUUCUGGCGGAAAAUUUAAAUUUCUGCUGCAAAGCGUAACUGGGAUUUGGUUGAAUCUUCUACUUGUGGCUCAAGCCAUUUGUACC